AUGCUCAGAUCAUUACGGCUCCACACAGCAACUAGAUUACUUGCUCAAAACAGUGCUAGGUUCGGAUUUGUGCGAUUCAACUCAACUGCUGCUCAAAAGUACCAAGAAAAGCUUCAGAAAAAGGCUCAAGAACUCGGACUUGGUUCGGUUGAAGAACUCAAGAAACAACUCAAAGAUGAAAUCAAAGCCAAAAAACUCGAGUUCAGUAAAAUAGAUCCCUUGAAGGAACUCGAGGAGUAUGAGAAGCGCCAGGAAAAAGAAUUAGAAAAAGAUAGAUCCAAAACCAUCAAAAUUAGAGCACCCAUAGAUAAGAACUUGGAGAAGAAACCAUAUAAAACUUUGGACUCGUACUUGGCACUGGACAAAUUGAAAGAUCUAGGACAAAAGGAGAUUGAGCUUAUUUGGAGAGCCCGUUUUGAGAACAAAGAACGUACCCUUAAUGCGAUUCUUACCGAUAUUCAAUUUGCUACAAUGUAUGCAAAUGCAUUCAAGAAUCCUAGCUUCAUUCUUCCGCUUCCCAGAAACGAAGACGGCUACGAAAUGCAUUUUGUUCAAUGGUCGUUUGCCGGUCCUCAGACCACACACUGCAUGCUUACAACAUUGGCAGAAUAUAAGCUUCAUAAAGAGUAUGCCAAACCUCACACUACACUUAUGUUCCACCAGGAACUAGUCAACUCGAAGAAUUUGGUUUUAAUGAACGGUCAGGUUGAAGAAGAGGCAGCAUUAUCUAUGGAUGAUGCACAAUUGCUCGUUCUCAAUGUGCAGCGGUUUUAUGGUGCUGUUGGAGACGAAGCGCUGAUCAAGCGCAAGCAUGAAUUGCUUCGUGCUUUCACAACCAGUGAAAACUUUGACGUGGAUACGUUGAUCGAGGAAGCAACAUCUGUCUAG
Molecule: messenger RNA, 888 nt
Organism: Meyerozyma guilliermondii ATCC 6260
Lineage: Eukaryota; Fungi; Ascomycota; Pichiomycetes; Serinales; Debaryomycetaceae
Exons: 1
Coding region: 1-888 (295 amino acids)
Biological process (GO): mitochondrial proton-transporting ATP synthase complex assembly
Cellular component (GO): mitochondrion
Source: RefSeq, a predicted model, not a curated record